This is a messenger RNA of Eimeria mitis, 1578 nucleotides long. RefSeq names its product GTPase regulator, putative. The record is from RefSeq and is a predicted model, not a curated record. Lineage: Eukaryota; Apicomplexa; Conoidasida; Eucoccidiorida; Eimeriidae.
AUGCUGCAGCAGGACGCGCUGCUGCAUGCGGCGCGGGCGGGGCUUGCUGCUGCUGAGCUGCCUGUCUUGGGCCCCGAUGGUAUCCCCACAAUAAAACAAAUACCUGUGCAGCAGCUGCAGCAGCAGCAGCAGCAGCAGCAGCUUAGACAGCAAACGCAGAAACACAAUCCUCCUCCUGCUGCUGCUGCUGCAGUAACACAAACUGCUGCUGCUGGAGCGAAUGCUGCAGCGGCAGGGAUACACACAGCAGCAGCAGACACUGCAGCAACAAAGACAGCAGCAGCAGCAGCAACAGAUGCAGCAGCAGCAGAUACAGCAGCAGCAGAGACAGCAGCAGCAGAUGACUUGGAUGAGGAGAUUGAGGUGUCUCCGGAGAGUGUAGAGAGGGAGCUGAGGGUAUACGAAGAGCAUGUCUCCGGAGAGUGUAGAGAGGGAGCUGAGGGUAUACGAAGAGCAGCAGCAGCAGCAGCAGCAGCAGCAGCAGCAGCAGCAGCAGCAGCGAGACCAUGCAAGAAGUGCAAGAGCUUAUACAAGGAGAACACGAAGAGGCCCUGCAGGCGCUGCUGGGUGAUGCAGCAGCAGCAGCAGCAACAGCAGCAGCAGCAGCAGCAGACAGAGAGGAGACAGUCUCGGAGACAAAAAAGGAGACACAAAAGAAGGACAGCAGCAGCAGCAGCAGACAGAGAGGAGACAGUCUCGGAGACAAAAAAGGAGACACAAAAGAAGGAGACACCGAAAAGAACAGCAGCAAAAGAGACAAAAAAAGAAAAAGAAACAGAAAAAGAAGAGACAGAGACAAAGACAGAGACAGAAGAAAAAGAAAAAGAAAAAGAAAAAGAAAAGGAGACAGAAGAAGAAGAGGAGACACUUGGUGAUAUACAAGAAAAAGAAAUAAUGGAGACAAUCCGGGAUCGUCUCCAAACCGAUCCCCAAUUAAAAAGAGAGCUCAGCAAACGGGGGGAGACACUCAGCUCUGUAGCAGCAAAAAUAAAAAAUAUUUUACUGGGGGUUACGGUCCCCUCUGCUGCGUCAUCUGUGUUGAGUCUCCAAGACAGACGCCAACGCACGCCAGGCAAAGGAGACAGGAGAAGGUUCACUCCACCUGCUGCUUCUGUUGCUGCUGCUGAUGCUGCUGCUGCUGCUGCUGCUGCUGAUGCUGCUGCUGCUGCUGCUGCUGCUGGGGGGCCCCCAGCUGAGGAGGAGGAGGGGUACAGCAGCUGUCUCUUUCAUCUGUCUGGAGACAGUGUGUCUCCUUCUGUCUCCUCUCUCCCCGCGGACCCCACACAGGAGACAAGACAAAGACAAGGAGACAGAGAGCUGCAGCAGAUGAUGAAGACACAGCAAAUGCAGAGACAGCGCGGGAGAAGCAGCAGCAGCAGCAGCAGCAGCAGCAUAAAGAGACACAGAAAAAAAAGAAUGCUGAUCAGAGGCGACACGUGGAGACAGCAACAGCAGCAGCAACAGCAACAGCAGCAGCAGCAGCAGCAACAGCAGCGACAACAGCAACAGCGGCAGCGGCAGGAACAGCAGCAGCAGCAGCAGAAGCAGCAGCAGCAGCAACAGCAGCAGCAGAUGUGA